This is a messenger RNA of Rhinichthys klamathensis goyatoka, 695 nucleotides long. RefSeq names its product glycophorin C (Gerbich blood group) (gene gypc). The record is from RefSeq and is a predicted model, not a curated record. The transcript is spliced from 4 exons. Gene Ontology annotation, cellular component: membrane; cortical cytoskeleton. Lineage: Eukaryota; Metazoa; Chordata; Actinopteri; Cypriniformes; Leuciscidae. The coding region runs from base 297 to 614 and encodes 105 amino acids.
AGUAAAGCAGUAUGUUAAGGGUGGAGAGGGCUGAAAGGGGAAGUUCACAUGCUAUACAUUUAAACCUAACGGGUCUACAAAAAAGAGACCUCUGCUAUGAUUCAUAAUAUUAUUCCCAUCCUGUUAGAAAGUGAAAGAACAACUCAGCCUGAGUCGAGGAAGUAUUUCUGUUCCUAAAGGGUUUUCAAGCUUGCAGGCUGUGGGAGAACUGUUAAGGAAAAGUUGACAUCUCAUCAUCCCUGAGAACACUCUCCCACAGCUGUCCCCCUCAAUCUCACUGCCAAAUAUUCCUUCACAUGUCUGUAAUGGCCAACUCCACAGCACAAGCACUUAACGCAACCUCUGCUGAAAGCAACUUUGACACAUCACUCAUACCUGUUCAGCGAUCAGGACCAUACUUUGAAGCUAUAGUUGGAGCUGUCAUUGCUGUGGUGGUUCUGGUCCUGCUCCUCCUCCUGGGCGUCAUUCUGCGAUACAUGUACAAACACAAGGGCACAUAUCACACCAAUGAGGCCAAGGGCACAGAGUUUUCUGAGACAGCAGACUCCGCUCUUCGUAGAGACCCAGCCUUGCAGGACGCCAUGGAUGAGAGCAAGAAAGAGUAUUUCAUAUGAGGCACAAUAGAUAGCCCAACUCGGCUUAUAUGAUGCCUUAAUGCUGUUUGCUAGAGCAGUGAAGUAGCUGACAGAGCUCUC